Molecule: messenger RNA, 1509 nt
Organism: Neogale vison (American mink)
Lineage: Eukaryota; Metazoa; Chordata; Mammalia; Carnivora; Mustelidae
Product: DLA class I histocompatibility antigen, A9/A9 alpha chain-like
Exons: 8
Coding region: 30-1103 (357 amino acids)
Biological process (GO): immune response; positive regulation of T cell mediated cytotoxicity; antigen processing and presentation of endogenous peptide antigen via MHC class Ib
Cellular component (GO): external side of plasma membrane
Molecular function (GO): peptide antigen binding; signaling receptor binding
Source: RefSeq, a predicted model, not a curated record
CUCCUCAGACUCUGGAGGUGGAAGUUGUGAUGCCCCGAACCCUCCUCCUGCUGCUGUGUGGGGUGCUGGCCGUGACCGAGACCUGGGCGGGCUCCCACUACCUGAGGUAUUUCUACACCGGCGUGUCCCGGCCCGGCCGCGGGGAGCCCCGCUUCAUCGCCGUCGGCUACGUGGACGACACGCAGUUCGUGCGGUUCGACAGCGACUCUGCCAGUCUGAGGGCUGAGCCGCGGGCGCCGUGGGUGAAGCAGGAGGGGCCGGAGUAUUGGGACCGGCAGACGCGGAACUUCAAGGACACCGCACAGACUUACCGAGUGAACCUGAACACCCUGCGGGGCUACUACAACCAGAGCGAGGCCGGGUCUCACACUAUCCAGAACAUGUACGGCUGUGACGUGGGGCCCGACGGGCGCCUCCUCCGCGGGUACGAUCAAUACUCCUACGACGGCGCGGACUACAUCGCCCUGAACGAGGACCUGCGCUCCUGGACCGCCGCGGACAUGGCGGCGCAGAUCUCCCGGCGCAAGUUGGAGGCGGCCGGUGCGGCAGAGCAGUGGAGGAACUACCUGGAGGGCACGUGCGUGGAGUGGCUCGGCCGGUACCUGGAGAACGGGAAGGAGAAGCUGCUGCGCGCAGAACGCCCCAAUACACAAGUGACCCACCACCCCAUCUCUGACCGUGAUGUCACCCUGAGGUGCUGGGCCUUGGACUUCUACCCUGCAGAGAUCACCCUGACCUGGCAGCGAGAUGGAGAGCACCUGACCCAGGACACAGAGCUUGUAGAGACCAGGCCUGCAGGAGAUGGAACCUUCCAGAAGUGGGUGGCUGUGGUGGUGCCUUCUGGACAGGAGCAGAGAUACACAUGCCACGUGCAGCAUGAGGGACUUCCCAAGCCUGUCACCUUGAGAUGGCAGCCACCUACCAACCUCAUCACGUGGAUCAUUGCUGGUCUGGGUCUCCUGGCUCUCCUGGCGGUCAUUGCAGUGCUUGGAUUUGUGAUCUGGAGGAAGUGCUCAGGAGAGAAAAAACCAGGCUACUCUCAUGCUGCACGUGAUGACAGUGCCCAGGGCUCUGAUGUGUCUCUCACAGCUGCUAAAGUGUGAGACCAGUUGCCUUGAGGGGACUAAGAGAUGGAAGAUUUCUUCACACCCCCACUUGGUGACAUCAGCAAUCUCUUUGUGCAGAAGAUGUCAGAAUGUGUCUGUGUUCCUUUGAGCAUAUGUGAGGACAUGAGGAGAUUUGCCCACCCUGCCCACCAGACCCCUCCCUAUUCUGAUUUUAUUCUCCUUUCUGAUGUGCUUUCCUGUUCCAGCAGAGGCAGGGCUGAACCAUCUCCAUCCCUGUCUUUAUUUCAUGUUGGGCUGAGUACAAAUGACUUACUUCUGUAUUGAAAAUGAGAAUCCAGACAUGAGUUGUGUUUCCUAAUUCUUUCAUAUGGGGUUGAUUAGGUAACAAAAGAGGAAAUUUGUAAAAUUGAGAAAUCAAAUAAAUGGAACCGCUGAGACCAUG